Mya arenaria is the source of this 992-nucleotide messenger RNA. RefSeq names its product hemoglobin-2-like. The transcript is spliced from 4 exons. Gene Ontology annotation, cellular component: hemoglobin complex; extracellular region. NCBI's taxonomy places the organism in Eukaryota, Metazoa, Mollusca, Bivalvia, Myida, Myidae. The record is from RefSeq and is a predicted model, not a curated record. The coding region runs from base 166 to 666 and encodes 166 amino acids. Gene Ontology annotation, molecular function: heme binding; oxygen binding. Gene Ontology annotation, biological process: oxygen transport.
AUAUGCUCUAAAUGUGAAAUUGGCAAUUAUUUACUAAUUAGGCGCAUUGUAUAUGUGGUUAUUAGCUAUUAAGGCGCAUGCAUUGUUCAUCAAAUUUACGCUGUGACUUAGAUAUACAAUAAUAAACCUUUACGCAAACAUAGGAAACUAGAGGAUAACCACAGGAUGCCAAGCGAGCCCAGAACGGAUGUGGAGACGCCGUGUGCCGCCACAGGGCUGCUGCCUACCCAGAAGGCAGCGAUCGAAGGCAGCUGGGCGCUUGUCGGAGAGAAUGCCGAGGAGAACGGAGUGGGACUCUUUCUCAGAUUAUUUGAGUCGCACCCUGAUGUACACACCCACUUUGCCAAGCUGCGCUUAGUACCUGUCGAGAAGUUGCGGACACAUCCCACCCUUAUAAACCAUGCUCAGAAAGCCUUAGGGGCUAUCAGUAAACUUGUGGAAAACCUGAAUGAGCCUGCAACCCUGGUUUCAACCAUUCAAGAGCUAGCCAGGGAUCAUAAGAGACGGGGGAUCACUUCAAAAGAUUUUCAGAUAGUGCUGGCCACACUUCAAGACCACCUGGCCUCGGUUUUGGGAGAGAAAUAUGAUGACGUCACUUCAACCGCUUGGAAGCAAUGUUGUGACGUAAUAUGGGCGGUAGUGGACGCAGAAAUAAAACAGACAUGACCAGUUAUCAAAACAGGAAUCGGAAGCAUUGAAAAAUAAAUGUUUGUUUUGUCACAACACUUUGUCAUGUUAAAUACAUGUACAUGGAUUUAACAUUUUUGCACAAUCUAUUCUUAUUAAAGUGUUGCAGCUUGCAUAGUGGUAUUCGAAUGGGCUUCAAUAAACAUGUGUAUAUUUGGUAAACAGGUUCAAUUCAUCAGACUUAAAAAAAAACAUCCUUUCUAAAGACAUCAGGAUGAUGACAAGAUUCAAUCAAUGUUAAAGAAACAAACAGCAUCUGUAACAAUAAUAUCAGCUUGGUUCAGAUGUUUUUUAUUCUGUUUGAC